AAAACUACCUGCUAGCUUUUCAAGAAGGUUAUCAUUUUAAAAUUAGAAUCUGACUUAUUGAGAAAUAUUGCAAUUGUGGAGGAGACCCUAUUCAGACAAAACUGCAGUAUUACCUAUACUCGAAAAAGACGAAUCCGAAAGUUAAUCUAAGCUAAUCCGCAAGUAAGUUGCAAUAAAGGAUUUCCUUAUAUUUUUCGUAUUUCUAGGUUUGUUUUAGAUGUACUACCUAAAUAUGAACAUUGCAAAAACAAAAUCUUAUAUUAGAAAUUAAAAUAUUAAAUGACGCAAAUACGUACAUCACCCAUGAGUUGAAAACAUUCUUAGUUUAUGACGAAAUAUACAGAAUUUUCGGUAAAAUUUCAAGUCUAUUCAAGGUUGUAAUUAUGACUUAAAAAUGGUAAUAUUUUAUUGUUAGACAGUCAGUCUUUCAUUAUGAUCAGCGUGUUACUGUUGUGUGUGAUUUGGUGUGGUUGUGUAGUCCUGGCAUGGAGAGCUUAUGGCAAGAAAGGGACUGCACACCCAUUGCCACCUGCCUUGUCUGGUGGUUUACCGAUCAUUGGGCAUUCGCUGAAGACUAUUGGGGAUACCGAAGGAAUAUGGCAUAUCUUGAAUGAUAUGUCCAAAGAAUGCGUGCAGAAAGGAGGUGUUAUUACAGCUCAUAUUGGACCCGACUUAUAUUACUUAAUAACGGAUCCAGACGAUGCAUUGACGGCGGCCAACGCUUGUAUGCAGAAACAUUUCAUCUACGAUUAUGUCAAAACAUGGCUUGGAGAGGGACUUUUGACGUCAUCAGGAGCACUAUGGCAGCGUCACCGAAAACUACUGAAUCCUGCCUUCACUGUCUCAGUAAUACACAGCUUCCUCGGGAUCUUCAAUCACAUGUCUAGGCAGAUGAACGAGGAGGUAGAGGUCCAUGUCGGCAAGGGACACUUUGACCACUCCACGUAUCUGAGGCUUAUCGCUUUCCAGACCUUUAGUAGAACCGGAUUUGGGAUAAGCGACUCCAAAGUGAAGGAAUUUGCCCGAAAAUAUAUGGAAUCAUCUGACCAGAUAAUGAACUUGGUGAUACAUAGGUUCCAAAAUAUUUGGCUGCACAGCGACUUGAUAUUUAAGCUGAGUGGCCUGAAAAAGAAGAAAGAUAGAUUGAUAAAGAUUCUGGAUAAUAUGGCUAACCAGGUUAUUGAAGGCAAAAAAGAGGAAAUGAAAAAUGCUUCGAAAGGUGAAAGGACCUAUGAAUAUUCUGUCACAGGUACAAGAUGUAAACCACUCAUGAGUUUGUUGAUGGAACUGAAAAAUGAUGACACUCUGACGGAGAAGGAAAUUAAAGAGGAAGUAGACACAGCUAUAGUGGCGGGUUUUGAUACAACUUCGAACUUAAUGACGGUCCUGUUUGUGGCUGUAGGGGCAUACCCUGAGGUACAGCAGAAGAUGUAUGAAGAAAUGAUAGAAGUCUUAGGUCCUGAUAGAGAUGUCGAGAAGGAUGACAUCAAGAGGCUAGUCUACACUGAAGCUGUUAUAAAGGAAACCCUUCGCGUUUAUCCCACGGGACCCGCACUACUCAGACACGUCGAUAGAGAUGUUAAACUUAAGAACUACAUAAUGAGGGGUGGCAGUCAGUGUGUGAUCCUACCAUUGGGGACACACCGGGACCCCCUGUGGGGCGAGGAUGUCGAAGCCUUCCGUCCUGAGCGCUGGCUGGACCCAGCUGUGGCUGCGCUCUAUAACAGCGCCUUCUAUGGCUUCAGUCUAGGGAAGCGAUCUUGCAUCGGUAAAACUUACGCGAUGAUAUCAAUGAAGGUGACCCUCGCACACUUCAUCAGGAAGUACCGCAUCACAGCUGACGUCAACGAGCUGAGGUUCAAAGUGGAUAUGCUACUGAAAGCUACGAAGGCUUCGAUCAGGAUAGACAAGAGGGAAUAAAGGAGGCAGCAGAAAAAGAACGAAGGAGGUGAGAGGAAUUGUAACAAAAAAUAAGCAGUUUGUUUCCAAUAAACUGUUGUUGACAAUAAAUACUUGUAGGAUAAUAAAA
Messenger RNA from Trichoplusia ni (cabbage looper), 2029 nucleotides. Its product is annotated as cytochrome P450 4c21-like. The record is from RefSeq and is a predicted model, not a curated record. Bases 433 to 1920 code for a protein of 495 amino acids. Gene Ontology annotation, molecular function: oxidoreductase activity, acting on paired donors, with incorporation or reduction of molecular oxygen; heme binding; iron ion binding. NCBI's taxonomy places the organism in Eukaryota, Metazoa, Arthropoda, Insecta, Lepidoptera, Noctuidae. The transcript has 10 exons.